UGAGAUGUAGGGGGGUAGGAAAAUGAGAGAGAGUGGUGACCGGUGCCGAGAGGGGUGAGGCGGUGGCUCCCGCCCGCUUUGGAAGUGGCUGCAGACUUGCAGGACUCUCCUCCUCUCUCCUUCCCUUCCGCGCCUCGGAGGGCAGCGCGGCCGCGCUCUGCACAGGAUCUGGGAAGCCAGAGAGAGAGAGAGAGAGAGAGAGAGAGAGGAAAAUCAGGGUUGCAGUCGGGGAGGGGGGGGGAGGGGAGAGAGCCCCCGGGACCCCGCCUGGAUUGGCGGAAUUUUGCAAAACAGCAGACCGGUGGUCACAUUCGAGGGGCGGGAAAGGGCAUCCGGACCUUCCCCCCCCCCCCCCCCCCCCCUCGCAGCAGCCGGCGGCUCCUUGCCCUUCCUCGGCGCUCCCGUCCAUCCAUCCCCGAGGGAGCAGCGCGGUUACAAUUCGCCAGGAAAACCCCCGGCUCAGCCACAGAGAGAGAGAGAGAGAGACAGACAGAGGGGAAAACCAACACCCCCUCCCCUCCCCACCCCACCAGCAGAAACUCUCCACGCCACAUCUGCCCAGUCGGACAACUUCAAGCUGCUGCGGGAGUGAGCCGUCGCCGGAUCAGACACACUUUAAGAAAGUGCUUCUUUCUUUUUCAAAAAAAAGCAAUUUGCGGCGAGCCCGGGGGCGGAACUUUCCUCUGGUGGCGGCAGGAGAGGAGGAGGAGGAGGAGGAGGUGGAAGGCGCAUUGAAACCGGCGGAUUAAAACCAACACCUUCAGGAGCAGUUGGAUCGAGAACGGAGUUUAUUUUGGAAAGCAAUUGAAGAAAUUUUCCCCCGCCUUCCCCUUCCUCGCUGAAGAAAAGCAUGUUUGGAGGAAUGAAAAUACACUUAAAGGAGGUUUGAGGAGACGCGGAGCAACCAAGUGAGGAGAGAGGGUUUGGAAGGUGUUUUCCGAGGAUGUGCGGCUCCUGGUUCUGAAUUGGGAUUUUGAUUGGUACUAUCUCCCCCUACCCCCCCCACCCCUAACCCCCCCCCCCUUCCCCCAGGACCCUUUCCCUGACCGAAGAUGUCCUACAGCAGCCGAGACCUGGUCUGCCGUUACCUGUACUACCGGCUGUCCCGGUACGGCUACGUGUGGGAGGAACCGCUGGACGCCGCCGCUAGCACCUCGACCGUGGGCAGCGGCCCCCGCCGGCCGACCCCCGCCGCCGCCGAGAAGGCGCACCGCGUCCUGCGGGAGGUGGGUGACAGCUUCGAGCGCCAGUACCAGCAAGAGUUCGCCGACAUCGCGCUGCAGAUGCGCUUCGACCCCGACACCGCCCGGCACCGCUUCGACGCGGUGGCCGAGGAGCUGUUCCGCGACGGGGUCAACUGGGGCCGGGUGGUGGCCUUCUUCGUGUUCGGGGGCACCUUGUGUGUGGAGAGCAUCAAGCGGAGGGACAUGGCAUCGCUGGUCGACAACAUUGCCGCCUGGAUGACCGCUUACCUUGACAGCAGCCUGACCGACUGGAUCCGCGCCAACGGAGACUGGGAUGCCUUUGUGGAACUUUAUGGAAACAAUGUGCAACCGCUUUUCGACAUUCCAUGGCCUUCGCUUAGGACUGUUUUAGGCAUUGCUGCUGUGGGGGCUUGUAUAACCUUUGCUUACCUAGCCCAUCAGUAUUAGCCAUGAUUAUUCAAGAGGUUUUAUUAGGGCUGCUUGUUGGGGUGCUUUCAUAUUACGGACUCAUUGUUUUAUCUAUUGGGCUUCAAUUAUCACCCUCAGUGUUCUUGUAUUUAUAAUUAUUGAAGCUUUUCAGGUUUGUCUUUAGCUUUGAUUUUGGUGGUGGUGUUUGGGAUAGGUUUAUUCAUGAAAAUGUUAAUGUGGAGCAAGUCCUAGAAGUACAUUUAACCACAGGUUGGACUUCCUAAGGUUGGUUGGAAUCUACAUUUCAUAUUAUUUUGUAAGGACUCCGUUACAAAAUAUAAACUUGACUAUUUUGGUCGUGUCUUGCAAUGAAGCAUUGCAACUGAUUAUAAUGCAGUGCUUGACAGUUGAACACGGUGUGAAUUGUGAUAGGUGGAUGUACAAUAACCUAUCUAGUUGGUGUUGAGAAUGGAGGUAUAAGUAGCUGUGUGAACCAAAACUCCUACUGAAGGCGAAGUUCAUUGUUUUUUUAAACAAUCUGCAUAAAAGUAUCUCAUGGCCUACAAUACUUAAUAUUGUAUAGAAUCUGCUAGAAUGCCUGAAAAGAAAUAGUUCUGCUCGAUAUGGAAAUGUAUUAAUCAUGUCAUUAAAUAGCUAGUGGGCAUUACAUGAGUUUUUCAUCUACAGAAUAGAAACAUGAUAUUUAGCUUGCAUUUAGAGCUGUUUGCAAUGGAAAUGCUCCUAAUGUCUGUAUUGAACAAUUCAAGAAGAAAAUUAGAACUGGGAUGGGAAAGGGAGAAGCGUUUUUACCAGUUUUGCAAACGAAACAAAAUGAGAUUAAUAGCUGACAUUGCCAAUUACAAGCAUUGUUUUUUUUCUGAAGUGAACUAUAAAGCUUAAAAUUUUCUCCAAUAUCUGAUUUGGAAUGUCAUUUUGUAAAGUUUUUUUUUGUGAUUUAAUGUGAAAAACAUAUUUAAUGAGCUUUCGAUAUCAACACAAAAUUUUAUAACAUUAUUUUAAUCAUGGUUGCUAUUGUAUGAGCGUAUUUUAAAAAAAAAGUCCAUUCCAUUUCCUUCUAAACUUAACUUAAAAGUUAUUUUUUGUUUUUAUUUAAAGUUUACAGUUAUUAUUAACAAGCUGCUAAUAGGUAAGCUUCAAAGAAUAUUUAACCAUUUCUAAGUGGAAUUAAUACCAAAGGGUGAUUCUGAAACAGUUGUUGGAAGUUAAGAUACAGUUCACUUUGGAAAAUGCAGCUAGCUUUGAACCAAUUGACUCUGCUGGAGAUUUUGCAACAUUCUGCUCACCAUUAAAAUGUUGAACAUACUCUUCAAAGAUGGAAGGUUGUGAUUUUAGCUCAUGGAAAAUACUGCACCAGUAAACAACUAUUGGCCUGUGUUUUGAUACUCUUGAAUGGAGAUUGAUUUCAGCCACUGUUGGGAAGGUCUAUUCUUUACAGUAUAACCGACCUACAUAUGAUGACUCCAGCUUCAAGAAUUUGACAACUUACCUUGUGCUUUGAUGCUUUCCGACUGGAGAGCUUUACCACACCCAUUGAAAAGUCUGAAAAAUAAGUAAAUUAUGGUAACUAAGGAUUACCAGGUAUGAAGAGAAAAAGUAAGCUCAAUUUGCAGUAGUGCUCUAUCUACUCACAGAAAUCAACUUCAACCUACCAGCAUUGAAUAAGACAAAGUGAAUGUAAUGUGAAGGAAUGAGCACAUCAGAAAACAUCUUUAAGCUAACAGUAUUGUAAUUUCGUAUGGAGUGAUCACAAAGGGCUAUCAGGAAUAUUAAGUACAUUUUGGAAUAAUAAGCUUGUAUGUGGGUGAAAUAGAUAUUUUUGAUCAUUAUACUUCCUAUAAUUUGUAUAUGUUUGUGCAUUUGCAGAGUACUCUAGUGUUUCAUUUCAAUAACAGGAUGGAUGCUGCCUUGUCAUUUUAGAAGCUGUGCUUUUGUAUUGGAUGUAAUAUGUUCUAUGACUUAUUGUCACUGUUGUAUAAUUUUUCCAUACUUUUGUGUUAUUGUACUCCUCGCUAUAUGCAAUUUGUCACUCUAAUGAGCUCUAAUUUGGUGAAGUUACAGAUUUGGACAAGAGCUUUUAGGGAAAAUAACCAGAAAAGAACUUGGUUUAACUGAGAAGCCAGGUAUACAAGUUAUUGGUUUCUCAUUCUGGACCCCAGCCCAAAAUGUUCAUGUACUUAGGGAAACAAAUUAGAUUUAUUAUUUGGAAUUUUCCUAGCCCAUUCUAGAAGCCUAGCAGCAAAAAAAAACCAACAAAAUGAACUCCUUAUCCUUAAUGCAAAGUAGUUCCCAGGUCUAAUCUUGAUAUUGGUUCCCUAUUUAGAGAGAGAAGGUAAGCAGCUGCUCGAAUCUUAUCACCAUACUGCUAUUCAACUGCAUGUGCACAGUUGCUCUAUAAUAUGUGAUGUAAGGCAAAGUCUAAAAUACUAGGAGACAUGAAAAAUAAUUAUAUAAUUGUUCAAAAAAUGUUUUUCCUCAGCAACUGGAAUAAGUAAAGCUACUUUUAUUGAACAGGUGCGGUUCUCUUUUCAAAAUAUCAUUACAAAUGUGUAUAUAUUGAUUCGGCAAUAAUCCUAAACAGAGUUCACAAUCUUUGUGACUAUUAUGCUAAGUGCCCUUUGUAGCAAUUAGUGUUAUUUCAUUGGAGCAAAUUUUAUCAAAAUUACGACCGAAAACUUUUGUAGAACAUGAUUCUGAAGUUACUGAUAAUUCAUGGAUUCUGCAUUUUGGAUAAUGUGGAUGAGGCCUCCUCUCCAAAUAAGAAUUAAUUGCUUUUGAGAAAUCUUUUUCCUACUCUGGAACUCUUUUAAUUUAGCAUGCUCCAUCAAAUGAAUUCUUUAAUUAGCUGAUUGCAAUAAAACUUGUCUAAUUCAGCAUCUAGCUCACCAAGUGCUGGCUCCCAAGCUCCCUCUAAUUCACUGUGGCCCUAGUUCCUGUGCUCUUUUCAAACUUGCUGGGUUCAGUGGAAAACUUAUUAUACUGCUAUACUGUGUAACAUCUUUAAACAAGUGAAUUGGAAGAGUAUUGGAGUAUUAAUUAGAAUAGCAUCUAAUAGUCUGGAAUGUCUGCCAGUCAAGUACCACCAAAGUCCCAAGUGUGCUGGAUUAAAAGAGUUCUACUGUAUUAAUGGACCUUUUUAAAGCAGUAGACCAUAAAGAAAAUGUACUUCCAAGAGGUAAACAUAGAGUUUACAGCCCAUCUACACUAUUCUCAUUUGCCUACAUUAGGACCUUAUCCUUACAUAGAACAUUUUAGCACAGUACAGGCCCUUCAGCCCACAAUGUUGUGCCGACCUUUUAACCUACUCUAAGAUCAAUCUAACCAUUCCUUCCCACGUACCCCUCCAUUUUUCUGUCAUCCAUGUGUCUAUCUAAGAGUCUCUUAAAUGUCCCUAAUGUAUCUGCCUCUACCAGCACCCCAGGCAGCGUGUUCCAUGCACCCACCAUUCUCUGUGUAAAAUAAAACUUAUUUCUGUUAGCCCCCCUGUACUUUCCUCCAAUCACCUUAAAAUUAUGCCCCCUCAUGUUAGCCAUUUCUUCCCUGGGAAAAAGUCUCUCUCUAGCUGUCCACUCAAUCUAUGCCUCUUACCAUCUUGUACACCUCUAUCGUCACCUCUCAUACUCCUUUGCUCCAAAGAGAAAAGCCCUCGCUCGCUCAGCCUAUCCUCAUAAGACAUGCUCUCCAGUCCAGGUAGCAUCCAGGUAAAUCUCCUCUGCACCCUCUCUAAAGCUUCCACAUCUUUCCUAUAGUGAGGUGACCAGAACUGAACACAAUAUUCUAAGUGUGGUCUAACCAGGGUUUCAUUGAGCUGCAACAAUACCUUGUGGCUCUUGAACUCAAUCUCCCGACUAAUGAAGGCCAACAACCCUUGUAAACAACCCUAUCAACUUGUGCAGGAACUUUGAGGGAUCUAUGGACUUGGACCCCAAUGUCCCUCUGUUCCUCCACACUGCUAAGAAUCCUGCCAUUAACCCUGUGUUCUGCCUUCAAAUUUGACCUUCCAAAGUGAAUUACUUCACACUUUUCCAGGUUGAACUCCCAUCUGCCAUUUCUCAGCCCAGCUUUGCAUCCUAUCAAUGUCGUGUUGUAACCCUUGACAACCUUCUACACUAUGUACAACACCACCAACCUUCGUGUCAUCUGCAGACUUACUAACCCACCCUUUCACUUCUUCAUCUAAGUCAUUUAUAAAAAUCACAAAGAGCAGAGGUCCCAGAUCAGAUCCCUGCAGAACACCACUGGUCACCGACCUCCAGGCAGAAUAUACUCCAUCUGCAACCACCCUCUGCCUUCCAUUGGCAAGCCAAUUCUGAAUCCACACAGCCAAGUUUCCCUGGUUCCCAUGCCUCCCAACCUUCUGAAUGAGCCUAUCAUGAGGAACCUUAUCAAACACCUUACUAAAGUCCAUAUACACCACAUCCACUGCUCUACCCUCAAUAUAUUUUGUCACGUCCUCAAAGAAUUCAAUCAGGCUCGUGAGGCAGGACCUGCUCCUCUUAAAACCAUGCUGACUAUCUCUAAUCAGACUAUGCUUCUCCAAAUGCUCAUAAAUCCUGUGCCUAAGAAUCUUCUGCAAUAAUUUGCCCACCACUGAACUAAGACUCACCAGUCUAUAACUCCCAGGGUUAUCCCUACUUCCUUUCUCGAACAAAGGAAUAACAUUUGUCACCCUCCAUGACUUAAGUGUCUGGCUAAGUGUCUCAAAGUAUUUAUAUCUGAUUCCAUCACUUCCUCUGGCAGCAAGUUCCAGAUAUCAACCACUGUGCAUCUGUUUAAAACAAAACUUACUCUUCAGAUCACCUUUAAAACUACGCCCUCUUUUGUUUUGAUACUCCUACCACAGGAAAAAGAUAUUGACUAUCUAUGCUUCUCAUAAUCCUAUAUACCUCUAUCUGGUCAGCCUCAGCCUCCUUCGCUCCAGGGAAGCCUAGCCAGUCUCUUCCCCAUAAUGAACAUUCUCCAAGCCAUGCAACAUCCUGGUGAAUCUGCUCUGUACUCUCCAGCACAAUCACAUCCUUCCUAGGGUGUGGCGACCAGAGCUGCACACAAUACUCUAAGUACAGCCUAACUAAUGUCUUGUAAAGUUGCAACAUAACAUCCCAACUCUUCAAUGCCCUGACCUAUGAUGGUAAACAUGCCAUGUGCUACCUUCACCAUCCUAUCUACCUGAUUUGGCCACUUUCAGGGAACUGUGGACUAGGAUUCCUAGGUCUCUGUUCUUCAACAUUCCCUAGUGCCCUACCAUUUGCCAUGUAUGACUUUCUCAAAAUGCAUCACCAUGCAUGUGUCAGGAUUAAAUUUCAUCUGCUAUCGCUCUGCCCAACUGUACCCUGCCAUAACCUUAGAUAAUCUUCCGCACUAUCCACAACACCAAUUUUCAUAUCAUCAAACUUCCUAAUCAUACGUGCCACAUUCACAUCCAAGUCAUUCAUGUAUAUCACAAUCAGCAACGGUCAUAGCACCGAUUCCUCUUCUACACCAGUAGUCUCAGACUUCCAAUCAGAAAAACAUCCUUCCACCACUACCCUUUGCCUUCUGUCAACAAGCCAAUUUUGUAUUCUGUAUGCCUUAACCUUCUGGACCAGCCUAACAUGCAGGACCUUGUUAAAUGCCUUGCUUGUCCAUGUACAAAAUAUCUACUGCACUGUCUUCAUCAAUAUCCUUGGUUACUUAAUCAAAUUAGUGAGACAGGAUUUGCCCCUCAUAAAGCCACGCUGACUUGCUAAUCAAUCCCAGCCUUUCCAAAUGAAUGUAAAUCCCAUAAGUUCAGAAUUUUCUUCAAUAAUUUCUCCACCACUGACAUAAAGUUCACCAGCACUUAGUAGAGAGUUCUGCCUGAUGAGCUCUUUUCCCUGCACUCUCCCAUCUUUGUCAAUCAAUAUUGAGGCAGUUGUAGCAUCAUCCGGAGGUGACAAUUAGAUAAACAACUCUGACAAAAUCCUUCCAUGAUUCUAUCCUUUCAUACGAGUUAUUUUCUGAUAGAAUGCACUUUUACAGGUUUAGAUUGAAAAGGUGUGUAUUUCCCGGAUUUUCUUUUCCCAAAAAGACACAAUGAUGAUUUUUUUUGGUUUGAUGUGCUCUUGUUUUUAUGAAGAAUUUAGUGAAGUUGGCUAGACCAAGACAUCAUCGAAGCUCAUCACACAUUUAACUUGAAUUGGCUACUUUUUGCUAACCGUUUUGUAAUCUAAGUUGAUUGAUUUAAAUAUUGUCCUGCUUGUUUGCCUUUAGCUGAUUUGAGGUAGAGGAGAACUCUAUUAGGAAGGUUUCUAUGUGGGAAGAUAUUUGUCAAACCAAAUGCCGCUGUUUAAUCUAGAAGAUUGAUCAUUAAGGAUAUUAUUAAUUUAUGAUUUGAGUGGGCAUUUCACAGGUUCUUUAAAGUCAUUUGAUGUUUCAAAGUUUGAGAUAGAAGCCUAAAUGGACACUCAUAGUGGAAAUAUAGUCACAUCAGUAAAUGAGGGUGUCAUGAGAAAAGGAAAAUCUAUUGUUUGUGCAUGGAACAUGGGUAGCUAUAUAUGGUUCCAGGUACGACAAAGCAAAAUCUGGUCAAUACUGAUUUUUAUAGUAUUUCUAAACAUUUUUGUACAUACGGCUGUGUCCUAACCUUGCAAACUUUGAUUUAAAUAUUUUUUGUAAUGAAAAUGAGAUCAACUAAAUGUAAAAUGGAAAUUAUUGAGGAGAAAUGUUUUAGUGAUAGUUCUUGUACAUCAGAUGAAUAAGUGAAAAGCAUUUUAAGUAUUUGAAUAACCAAACAAGAAAACAGAAUAAAGAGAAACAGGAAGGAUUUGCAUUUAUGUAUCACAUUUCAGGAUGCUCUAAAGUAAUUAAUGGCCAAUGAAGAACUUGUAAAAUGCAAUCAAUAUUAUAAUAUAGAAAAGGAUAUACAGCCAAUUUGCAUUCUGCAAACGCCCAGAAUCAGCAGUAAUUACCAUUAUUGAGAGAGGGCUAAAUGUUGGCCCAGGCACUGAAGGUUAUUAUUCCUAUUCUUAUGCAAAAUUGUUCCCAGUAGCAUCUGCAUAGAGCCUUGAUUCAGUGUGUUAGCCAAAUGAAGUCCCUGACAACAGAGACACUCCAGAGGCUUGAAUACAAAAAUCAUGUAACUUUGUGUAGUACCAAAGGGGUGGAUGUACAUUCGAUCACAUGAGAUUUUAACUCGAGAUCUCACCUGCCUUUCCAGCUGUGCAUAAAUGAUACUUUGGCAGUAUUAGAAAGGCAAGGUAGGGAAUUAUCUGCAUUGUUCUUGCCAAUAUCUAUUUAUUUCUCACUAAAACAGAAUAUCUGGUCAUUGUCUUAUCACUGUUAGUGGGUGUUUGCUCUUUGCAAAUAAGCAUUUCUAUUUCUUACAAUGUAGCAGUUACUGCACUUCUAAAGUACUUAAUUGGCUGCAAAGUGCUUUAGGACACCCCAGGGUAUGAAAGGUGCUAUUUAAAUGCAGAUCUGGUUUCUAAGGAUAUUUUCUCUUUUAUUCGUUCCAGACUAAAAGUGUAUUUCAUUGGUGUAUUGCCCUGAUAGACAAGAACUAAGUUUUUGGUACUUAACAAAUUACGUUGUUGUAAAUGGUUUGUAUAUAAAUUGACAAUUAAUUCAACCAGUGUUUUCCUCUUUCAUUUUUAACCACAGGCAACUUCUGUUUAACAGUUGUCUGGCAUUUCAACUGAUUUUUUUUUAUUUAAUGGGUAUCAUACACUGACGUACUUGCGAAAGGUUAAGUUCCACUUAAUAUACAAGUUGCUCAGUUGUUGAGGGAGCCAUUUUAUUGUGUCAUUAUAGUAUAUUACUGUUUGCAAAAUAUUUAAGGAUUGUUGUUCCCCUCCUCCAUCCAGUACCACCACCAAAGAAUAGGCCUAGUUAAGUAGAAACAGAUUCAAUCAUUAUUUUCAUUUGAGUUCAUGAAAAACAUUUUAGCCCAAACUUUACAGUCAGCUGUAAAGUGAUAGCGCUCACCUCUGACCUUGAAUAAUUUUGCCAAGAAGAUCAAGCGAUUGCUGAGAUGUGGAUUUCUACUGAUUUCAUUCCGAUAUUAGCUAUGGAGAAGUUUCUAGUGUCUAGUAAAUGUCAUCACACUUACCACCAAUUGUACUGCAGAGCUCUCACAAAAUUUAAACUAGGCUGUAUCAAUUGGCAUUCAGUCAUUCCAGUUACACAGCUUUGAAGAUGCAAAGUAAAGAACAGGUCAAACAGAUGGGAUCAAGUUGUUAAAAGAAUUUUUUUCAUAAUUUAAAAAAAUAUUUUAAUCUUGGAAUAGAGAAUUUGACAUUCCAUAAAAAUACAACUAACUUUUCAAGAUCAGUAAUUAUGGCAAAACACUUUUUUAAAAAAAACUCGGCUCCAGCUUAAUCAUCAAGGUCUCUUUUUUACAGCAAGAAUAUUGUGUCAAAAGUUGAAGCUAACAUCAGUAAUUUUGGAACUUUUCCUGUCUUAGUGGACUUCAGUAUAGCCCUUAGAGGAGUAGGGUAUCACUGACAGCAAUUCUUAUAUUUCAGUUUUAGUUUUGCAUGUGAAAACUCCUGAUAUCUCUGCCAAUGACAGAACACUGAUGGAUUUGGUUUCAUUACAAUGGCAAUAUAUCUGGAUAUUUUUUUUGUUUGAAAAGAUAGCUGGAUUUUUGUUCAAAAUAUUUAUGGAAUGUGUUAGAUGUGAGGAGUUUAUAUUAAUUUGAGCAGCUGCUUGACACUGAUUCACGUGAGAUUGAUGUAAUAUUUUGUCCAGAUUUUUCCUGUGGUAAACUGUGUUUUCUUUAAAUGACUUCUCUCUAAGUUUUCCAAAAUGUAUCAAAAAUAUAUCAAACUGAUAAAGGUCAGAAUUAGUGUCGUCGUUUCAAGCCUAUGUGACUAUAGAUAACCACAAAUAGGAAAUAUGCAGGGAAAAAUGUUUUGUUCAUGGAAAGAAAAUCAUCUCUCUUGCAUGUAUGGUAGCCGGGAAAAAAAGAAGUCCUGGAAUGCACAUUUGCUAGUUCAGUGCUGUUUUUUUUAUUAGGUAGAUGUGUUAUUCACUCUUUGUCCUGUUAAAUAUUGAAAUCUUCAAAAACCUGGAAAUGCUGCACACCUGCCCAGUGGGGUUUUAAAGACACACUUGCUAGUAAGUGGCUGCCCAACACCUCACCCUGCAUUUUACAGAAGAAUGUUAAAGAUUUGUAUAUAAUAUGAACUUUCUAUAAGCUACACGUAACAUACAUAUCAAUUUUAAUUAGUAUGAGAAGUGUCAAUAAUCGAGAAUUCUGUUUUUAAAAAAUCUGAAAAGUAUGAUUUUGGACUAGUAAGUGCUUAUACAUACUGAGUUUGUAAACCAAAGUACUUAAGUUUUUUAAUAUACUUUGUUUGUUUUGUAAUAGUUGUCAAAAAAACUUCUUGUUGUAGAUAUCUGCUUAAACUUAUUCCAUCCACUUCAUUAGUGUAAUAGAUCUUAUUGCACAGAAUAAAAAACAAUUAUUGUC
This is a messenger RNA of Pristis pectinata (smalltooth sawfish), 11061 nucleotides long. RefSeq names its product apoptosis regulator Bcl-2-like. Gene Ontology annotation, cellular component: mitochondrial outer membrane. The transcript is spliced from 2 exons. Lineage: Eukaryota; Metazoa; Chordata; Chondrichthyes; Rhinopristiformes; Pristidae. Gene Ontology annotation, molecular function: protein homodimerization activity; protein heterodimerization activity. Gene Ontology annotation, biological process: negative regulation of intrinsic apoptotic signaling pathway; intrinsic apoptotic signaling pathway in response to DNA damage; extrinsic apoptotic signaling pathway in absence of ligand. The coding region runs from base 1053 to 1652 and encodes 199 amino acids. The record is from RefSeq and is a predicted model, not a curated record.